AUGCUUUGCAUGAAAUGGGGCAGCCGCGAAGACAAUGCGACAGCUACGAAGUCCGUGUUUUGUGUUUUUAAAGUCUCGAAGAAAAUCGACAUGGAUCCGCCGCUGCUCUUGGACAUAAUCGCCUCGAUGAUCACGAAAAUUGAGCAUACCAUGGACCCUUUGAUGCAGGAUACGACCAACUCGGUGGUCACGCGGGUUGAAAUGCAUGUCAAUGAGAGUAAGCUGAUGGACAACAUUCUUGAGCGCAAGAAGCAAUUUGGAGAUUCAGCAGCGAUUAAUUUGCGAGAACUGGCGUUGAAGAAAUAUUCACAAAAGUCUUUUCCAUCGCUUCAACGUGUUAAAAGGUUGCUAAAGAAGGAAAGAGCGUCGAAUUUGAAGGCUCUGAGCGUUACCACAGAUGAUUUCUUCAUUCAGCCGUCUCGGCUUCUUCAUUUUGUGUCAUUCGAAAAUCCGGCUCCGACGAAAACUCUUCCAGUGUAUGUCGAAAAAAGAGCCGAACUUUCACAGGACAGGUCUCCGUGGUUUAGUUCGAUUAUGGCUGAAGAAAUUGCUGCCGUCAUUGAUGCCUUCAACAAUAAUGCAACGAGGUCGAAACAUCCGAAACCACAAGGUGCAGAUGCCGGUUUGGGUUUGACGAAAACCGAUGCAGCCCCACCAGUUACUCUGAAGAUUCGGCUUAAGAUGAAUGAAAGUACGAAGUCAACAAAUGAUAAUCGCAAUGUGUCGACGAAAAAGAAGAAAGAUGAAGAAGUUCAUAAAAAAGAUUUGACAAAGCUUAGCUCAUCGGAAGCAGCUUCAACUUUUUGCGAUCUUAAAAAACGGCCCCAAGAUCGAUCAAUGGGUUCAAAGGGAAAGAAGUUUGCAGGGGCUCUCAAAUCAUCGAGUCAAGUUUCAUCAAUUUCAACUGCAUUUCUCAAGGAAGUUGAUCGACCCCCCAAGAAAAAAGAUAAACCAGCACUCAGUGCCUCAAACACCGCCACGCCAUCAAACCUUACUUCGUUGGGAACCAAGAGAGUUGCUGAGAGAGAAAAAGAUGUUGACGAUUCCAAUGGAUACAAGACGCCAAAGACUAAACGCGUUUCGUUUGCGGAACUCGGUCGUUAUGUCGAACUGGAGGAAAUGCCAAAUGUGGAAGUUGCUCUUUCAACGUUUGAACAUCUUUUUGGAGCAAAAUUUGGAGAUGUAAAUUCCAAGGAAGCAAGUCAACGAAUAGGUAGUGCGACUGAGUUAAUGGAGCACGCAAAUAGGUCCGAGUUGGAGAUCCCUCGAAGUUCCAAGGAGGCAAGUCAACGAAUUAACCGAACCACAGAGUUAGCAGAGCAUUCAACUAGGCUCAAGUCGGUGAUCCCUGGACCCAAAACACUACCUCCUUGUUCUGAUGUUAUUUUUCCUUCAUUGGAACAGCUUCAGCGAAAGAUUGGAUUGCCGCCUUUGCUGGGAUCAAGAAUGCCACCUCGGGAACCUAGAACGCCUCCUAAAAUUCCGCCAAAGGUGAGCCCGCUUUCACCUGUCGUGAUGCCGAGAUCUAUGGACAAGCAGCUACCAUCCACUCUUACUACUUUCGCUUGUCAUCCUAAAUCAAACAAGCAAGAAGAAUUGGUGGAGUCGAUUUGUAAUUUGCUGCAAUUUGAUGGGCGGAUUCAAGAUGAAAAAUUGAGGCGAUACGAAGAGCAUAAUGAUGGCACAAUGUGUGCAAAGCUGCUUGCUAUUAAUCGUAAACCAGAACGCACUGAUGAGGAAGAAAGAAUGACAAAUCGGCGUCAAACUCCAAAAUAUCGUGAUUUAUCUUGGCCUGACGACUUCGAGGUACCGUCACGUAAAAGACACUGGGCUUUUUACUGGCCAACUUUCGACCCAGUUGAUGUUGUCAUCGAUGUUGUUACGAGGAAAGAUAAAAACAAUGAAAAAUGGUACAAUAUGUACAUUCAGAAUUUCCACAGCUCGGACGAACAUCUUGCAUACAAAAUUAGACGAAUGCGUUUGGCCGAACCAGCGUCAGCCGGCUCUUCCUUGAAAGAUGAAAUCAACAGUCGUCUCAGGGCCUACGAUAAUCACGAUGAAAAACCGCCAAAGACCAAUCACCGAUUCACAUAUCGAUUUGGAUACGCCCGCGAAUUCAUGUUUGAAAGCCUAGAAGAGCGAAGACUUUUCGAAGAAAUUAGAUUCACCCUUAAGUCAGGCAAAGACGCUCUAUAUGAAAUUGACGAUUACAGUACUGAUCGCUUCGACUUGGUUCCAAGUGCUUGGUUCGGGCCAACAUCAAACGUCACGCUCACGGAGAACAAUAAUAAGCAACAUUUUAAAGAGUGGGUUGACGAAUACAUUCAUUUCAAAGCAGUCGACACUUACAAAUCGUUGAACAAACGGACAAGAAGUGACGCUUUAUUGGAUGAAGCUCUUGAUGCCCGCAUUGGUUUAGCACUUCUUCCGACGUUUGAUCGCCUCAAAAGCAUUUCCGCACAAAGGAUCCUUUAUAAAUUACGCCUGGAAAAUCAAGAUCUUACAAGGACGGAGGCAUAUUACGAUCUCAAACUGAAAUCGGACCAAGUCAAGAGCGCGCAAAGAGUACAAGAAGUCGAGGAAAUGAUUGCAAAUCGGAAGCCUCAACGCCUGGAAGAUUUACGUCGAGAAUUCUCACUUGUCAGUUUUAUAGUUAUGAACAAAAAAGAUUUUGUCAGCAUCUACAAUCAACUCACCGCCUCGUAUCGCGCUUUCGCGCCUAUGAGUUGGAUCAUGCACGAGAAUUGUGGAAAGCUAGAGCAAACCGUUAACGAUGCGUUUGAGAAGCGAAUGGGGAUUCCAAAACGACGAGCGACAUACUUUCAGGAGUUUAAGUCAUAUAUGGAACGCGAGUAUCGGCAAGCUCGUGCCGCAAGAAAG
This is a messenger RNA of Mesorhabditis belari, 2880 nucleotides long. The record is from the annotation of a GenBank genome assembly. Lineage: Eukaryota; Metazoa; Nematoda; Chromadorea; Rhabditida; Rhabditidae.